AUGGCUAGCAAACUAGAAAGAAGAAGUACAAUGAGUCCAAACAAAAUUGAAAGACAACGAACUAAGAGUCCAAGGCCAAAAUCAAACUACGCUGCUUCCUUACGUUUGAAACACAACAACAUGAAAAGUCUGGAUGUUUACAAAGCUUCAUCGGUUGUAAGUAAAAUGAGAAGUAGAAGUAAAACAAGAAAGAAGACUCCAGUACUUAAAGUAGAAAGUCCUCCUCCUCCCCCACCACCACCACCAAUACGUACACCAACACCUGAGCCUGAGCCAGAGCCAGAGCCUGAACCUGAACCUGAACCAGAAAUUGAACCCGAACCCGAACCCGAACCUCCAGUUGACCCUCUUGAACAUUUCACAACUUGCCAAGUUUGUAAGUCACCUUUUGUUGAUCCUAAAACCCUCUCCUGCUUACACACAUUCUGUAAAUCGUGUUUGUUUUACGAGUGGCCGGAUUGCGAAGGAAAGAAAACAGCAAAUUGCCCGUCGUGUAAUGAAGGAUUCGAGGUAACCAACGCCGACGAAGAGCUUGAACCUACUCCGUUUGUGAAGAGAAUGAUUCAAAUUAAGACUAUCGAAGACCUGACAAAAAACUUAGAGAUGAGCGGGGAUAAGAAUACGGAAUUCGCACAAGCUGUGAAAGAUAUGGAGUGUAAUUGUACACACAAAACCGAGACAAAGGACAGCGAUAAAGUCGAGAGAAAAGAUAGCGACGUAGAAAAUCGAUCCGAAGGUUCCCUGACAAGCAAAGAUACUGAUUCAACACAACCUGUAAAAUGUGACGAGUGUUCAAGUUCUACUGAUGUUCAACUAUCGAGCACCCAAAUGGAAGAACGUCAACCGGGAAAUUGUGAUAAACAUGCUGAUAAUAUUCUUGAUUAUUUCUGCAGUAAAUGUGAUCGUUUUAUCUGUAUCGAGUGUUUGAUUACUGAACACCCGCAUUUCCAACAUGGCGUUUCCAAGGUAAGCGACGUUGCUCCUAGAUACAAAGAAGUACUUGGCAUGUUAAAGACCGAAGCGGAAUAUACAGCACCGGAACUCUCGCGAGCUACUGAUAUAUAUAAAGAUAGAGCUUUGAGAACUGAAGAAAAACUAGACAAUUUCAAGGAUAAAAUAAGAGAAAGAAAAGAAGAAAUGCUACGCGAAGUUGUUCUAUCAUUGGACGAAGAGGAAAAACGACUGGUGAUCAUGUCACAUCAGCCGUUAUGA
Messenger RNA from Paramuricea clavata, 1212 nucleotides. Lineage: Eukaryota; Metazoa; Cnidaria; Anthozoa; Malacalcyonacea; Plexauridae. The record is from the annotation of a GenBank genome assembly.